AUGGAUGUGGCCAAUCUGUUCGACGACCUCGAGUCCAACAACAUGGAUCGGGUCGACGAGGUGAAGCGCAAAUUUCAGGAGAUAUUUUCUUCCACCAAAGAAUCCUGGCUUGCCUGUAACAUGAUGGAAUACUUUGCUCAUACGUCAUCGAUACGGAUCGUGGAAAUUCUUGUGAAGGUACAGCAACCCCACGAUAAGCACAUAUUCGAUCGACUGUCCGAGUGGAUACGUGGCGGGACAUCGAAAACGUUGGCACUCACCCUAUUCGGUCACAUCAUUCAAAAGCGCCCGCUUUGGCUGUACAAGGUCGGUGCGCACCAGCUGGUAAAGGACGUACUAAAGCUGUCCAAGGUGGAGAAAGACAUCACCUCCUUGAUUAACGCAGUCCUGUGCAUCAUCGAUCUCCUGCCCGUGAUUCCACUGGCAAUGGGUAGCUUCGUGCAGGAUUUGUUCGAUGUGUUUAAUUAUCUCGCCACGUGGAACCAAAACGAAUCGCACUUGCCCGAGUAUCAGUUGAUACAUCUACAAUUCGGACUGUACGAACUGUUCACCCGGCUGUACGGCAUGUAUCCGUGCAAUUUUGUGGCCUUCCUCAAGCAUGAAUAUUCGGCGGCCGGACGUCAGGCCGUGUUUCAGCACACUAUCAAACCGCUGCUCGAUACGGUUAAGAUCCAUCCGCGGCUCGUACUAUCCGACAAGGAAAGUGAGACGAGCCAGCAGCGUUGGAAAAAUAUGGAACCGCACGAUGUGGUGAACGAGUGUGCCCGAAUGUCGCUCGAGUAUCCGGAACCGCAGGAAAGCUCACAGGCACAGCUGUUGGCAGUGAAUGGGGCCGGUGGUAACGAAUGUCCGUGCUACAUGACACCGAUUAAACCGUACGAAUAUACGGCCGGCGGUGGUACGUCCGAUGCGUUCGAACUACCAUGGAAGGCGAACGUAAACUUCUUCAAUACGCUAUCACUCGACCAACAGUUGUGUACGAUCACGGCACAAAAUUCGUUCUGGUCGCCCAAUAGCACCCUUAUGCAGCCAACGCCACCACCCACAACGGGCACUGUACCGCACACACCAAUUCCUACCCCGAGCUAUACGAUUCCAACUGUGCCGGCUCCACAACCACCGGCAGCGGAUGGUGCGUCGCCUCCGGAAGCAGCUGUUGAGGCAACGCCCGAAACAACACCCAUGAAAGAUACCAAACCCACUGGAAGUAACCGGCCUUACCCUACAUCGGUGAAACCGCAGACGGCCCGAGCUAUCUGGACGCCAUCACAACCGGCAUCGCCGAUUAAGAAGGAUGCGGGGCAGUCCCACUUUAGCUACGAAUAUCCACUAGCGGUGGUCACAUCGAAAAAGUUGCUUCAAGUGGUGAGCGAUCGGAAUCAGUCGUUGCUGCAAUUGUCCGACACGGGUACCACCACUACGACUACCACAAUGACAACGGUAGCCUCUGCAACAUCGACCACGAGCAAUAGCGUACCGUCCAGUCCGCUUCCUAUCGAUCAGCAAUCGGUUCCACUGUCCGCAACGGUAGUGCCAGCACCGACAGCCUCCCGCAAUGAGUCACCCAUGGUGCAGAUCCAACCGGCCUUACUACGCCCCAGUGAUCUGAGCCAAGAAGAUCAGGAGGUAAACGAUAUUAACAGUCCGCACAUGCAUCACUCGCAAUCACUGCCGGUCGGAACGGCCGUCCCGAUACGCGAUCUGUGUGCGGACGAAGAUCAAGACCAAGGCGAAGGUUCGCCGUGUUCUGCCGGAGGGCUACACUUUAAAAACUCCCAGUCGGUCAUCAACUACACCCGCCGACGGCUGCACAGUCAUUGUUUGGUGGAUUCGAACGAUCCGUACUACAGUACCGGUACGUCACCGGCGGAUACGAGCGGAAACUUUAUCCGCAAUGGUGGCACCAUGGCUUCGCAGCUCGUCACGGUUGGGCCGCGGUUGAGUGGUGCCGGUGCUAACCAGCAACUCCAAAUACCGGAACCGAUGGCAGUGUAUAAUCGUCAUCCGGUAGCUGGACAGGAGCAGCACCAUCAUUACUAUCAUCAGUGCCACCAUCACAUACAUCUGCAUCAUCAGCAGCAUCAACACCACCACCAUCAUCUUGUCGGCCCGGGGGGAUCAUUGUUUACGGCCCAUCAGCGCCGCCAUUCGUUGCCAGAUCUGAAACAUUAUGCGCUCAAGGUGAAUCCGAAGCUAUUGCUCGAUUCUGUUUCGAUCGUGAAACAGCGCCAGCUCGGCCAGCACCCAACACACCGUGCUGGCGAAACGACCAACGGUGGCGGGAACAGUGCGUCAUCCUCGGAGGGAGUUGGUAGCAACGCUGACAGUAGUCCAUCGGAAGAAGAAGCCAUCUCGGCAGCGACCCAUUUCCACACCAAACAGGAACAACGAUCGAGCGAGCAGCUCGCUCGGAAUCAGGAGCUGUUUCGGCAGUUACGCAACAAUUUAACGACCGUCGCAACUCCAAGUAGCUACUUUCAGCAUCAACGGGUGCAUCAUCAGCAUCAUCCCAAUCAACACCACCAACACCAGCAGCCGGGCAAUUCGUUUGCACUCACACGAUCGCGCAUCGAUCGUCAAGCGGACGUUGACACGGUGAUGACUCCGGUUCCACCACACGCGACCAUCUCGACGGCAACGCAAACGAUUAUCAGCUGGCCGCAGCCUUACGAGCAAAUAUUCUACGGCAUCCUGCAAGAAGAAUUGCGCUUUAAGAACAGCAUUUCCCAGCUGCAGCACGAUCAGCAGAUACAGAAGGCGGCUGCAAACGGUGGUCGGUUGGAUCCGUACGCACUCCUAGAUCAGUACAUAGAAACGUGCGCAAAGACACGGGCCACCAUAGCCGAAAAUGGUAAUCGUACGAGCCUGCCUGAAUCUUACUAUCAUGACCACAUACGGCUGUUGCAUCUGCAGCUGCAGUACGAGCGCCACCGGCGGGAGAUACAUGCCGAGCGAAACCGUCGACUGCUCGGCAAGAGCCGUAAGAUUCGUGCGCUCGAGCAGAACAAUGAAGCGCUCAAGGAUCAGGUGGCACGAUUAACGCGCGAGAUCGCUUCAUUGAAUGCGGAGCUUAGUACGGUGCGCCGUAAAACCAACACCGAGUUGAAGGAAGUGUCGCUGGAAUGUGUUCGUUGGAAGGAAUCCCUGUACCAGGAACAGGAACGAUCCAAAGAACUACAGCUGAAGAUUGAAGCAUUGCAGGUGGUGAUCAAGGAUGAGUCCGCUCAACGACGCGAGGUUAAUCUGCUGUUGGAGAACGCCCAGGGUGAUCUGUUUGAUUUGCGCAACGAGCUGCGGAAGGCUAUCGGCAAGGCGGAACUCGGACAACAGUACCGCGAAGAGCUGACGCGGCUACAGUCCGAGCUGAUAAUGAUGGGUGAGGUGCAGCUGCGCUUUAAGGAGAAGCUGAUCGAGCUGGAGCGGUUGCGGGCGCGCGAAGCAGAAAUCGCACUCAUGAAGGCAAAUUACCACGAAGAAUGGAAAGACCUCAAGUUUGCAUUGCAACAAAAGUCGACCCAACUUGAUACGGCCAAGGAGCGCCAGGCAGAGCUGGAGCAACAGCUCAUCAAGCGCGAGGAAACAAUCACGCUACAGAAACGUACGCUGAAAACGGUGAAGGAAGAGUACCAGGAAAAAUUCAAGGCACUGGAAAACAAAUACGAAGCACAAAAGGCAAUCGUAAUUCGGAUGGAAGACACAAUAGAGGAGCUGCGCGUAAACAGUUGCGUCGCAAAGUCCCCCGAUUCCGAUCGUACUGACGCCGUCGGUUCACUCGAUCACACGUCACCACUUUCGAUUUCGCUAGCAUCCAGCGAGGGUCUUUCGGAAAUUCGUAAUCUGUCCGCGCUUGUGGCACAAAAUUCUGCCGGUCUCGGUGCGCAACUCUCCGGCGGGAGCAAUACCUUGGCCAGUAUGGGCAACAACAGUAGCAUGAUGGGUACAGCCGAACUUGACUCGAACCUGCCCACACCGACAUCGGCAGGCCAGUAUGGUCCGGGUGGUGCUAUGCCCGAUCCAUAA
Molecule: messenger RNA, 4020 nt
Organism: Anopheles marshallii
Lineage: Eukaryota; Metazoa; Arthropoda; Insecta; Diptera; Culicidae
Gene: Tsc1
Product: hamartin
Exons: 5
Coding region: 1-4020 (1339 amino acids)
Biological process (GO): negative regulation of TOR signaling; negative regulation of cell population proliferation; regulation of cell cycle
Cellular component (GO): TSC1-TSC2 complex
Source: RefSeq, a predicted model, not a curated record